Messenger RNA from Didymodactylos carnosus, 684 nucleotides. The record is from the annotation of a GenBank genome assembly. Lineage: Eukaryota; Metazoa; Rotifera; Eurotatoria; Philodinida; Philodinidae.
AUGACUUGGUAUUCAUCUGGAAAUACUAAUUAUGAACUUGUAACGAAUUUACAUUCCAAUGGAUUAAUAACGGAUGAUAGAGUUGAAAAAGCAAUGUUACAAACUGAUCGUGGUGAUUUUGUUCUUGAUAGAAAGUUUGCUUACAUUGAUGCACCACUAGAUAUCGGUUAUUCGGUCACCAUUAGUGCUCCACACAUGCAUGCUUUGGCACUUGAAAUGUUGAAAGAUAAACUACGACCUGGCUCAAAAGUACUGGAUGUCGGCAGUGGAAGUGGCUAUUUAACAGCUUGUUUUGCACGAAUGAUUCAUGGAAGCAAUGGUCGAGUUAUUGGUAUUGAACAUAUAAGAGAGUUGGUUGAUUUAUCCAUUCAAAAUAUUAAAAAAAAUGGUGGUCAUCUAUUAAACGAUGGGACAAUUAAAAUAAUGAAAGGUGAUGGCCGACUAGGCUAUCGUCGCUCUGCACCGUAUGAUGUUAUUCAUGUUGGUGCUGCUUCCAGUCAGAGACCAGAUGAAUUGAUUCGACAAUUGAAAGAAGGUGGGCGAUUAAUCGUACCUGUUGGUAAUGAAAGCGAACAGAACAUGAUGCAAUAUGACAAACUGGCGAAUGGUACUGUGUUGACAACUAAACAUUUCAAUGUUUUGUACGUACCAUUAACAGAUGAACAAAAACAAUUAAAUUCGUAA